AAUCUUAAAACUUGAAAAGAACACACCCCAAACCUUAAACUUCACCUAAUACAAUCUACAUCUAGUUUGUACACAUCAAGCAAUACAGUAACACUACAAAUCCACAAAUUUUACCAAAAAAAAUUACAAGAAAUAUCAAUCCAUUUUACAUAGAUAUAUUCAUUGCACACUUCAAUUCAGGGUAAUAAUUCUGAGUAAAAAGUCAUGCUCCUUGUAAUAAGCCUGCAAAAGCAAAGUAGAUCAUCUAUUUGGGGAAGGCACAAACAAAAGAGAAACAGCACCCAGAGAGAGAGAGAGAGAAAGUGGUGAGUGUUUCUCCCUCCUCUCGUACAUUACACACUUUCCCUUUCAUUUCUUCUCAUCAAUUUGCAAUAGAUUAUAAUCCUAUUCACACAAAAGUCCACCUGCUCAAGCCGCCCAAAAGUAAACGCUUAUACCCCCCUUCCAUCUUUUUCUAUUGUUCCGUGUCAACAUCAACGCCUCUCUCCCCUCUCACCUCUCUAUCUUUCUCUAUCUUUCUGGGUUAAUGGGCAUUGACUAAAAUUCUUCACAAACUUAGAAUCAAAAGUAGAAAAACCCCGCAUGAUUGAUUGGAGAAUCUUAGCAUCCUAACCUGUCUUCUUCUUCUUUUCUUCUUCUUGUUCUGAUUAUGAUCAAAGACAUCAUCACCACCACCACCACCAUCACAGACCAGCCAUGCCAUACUAUCUCUUUAUGCUCAUCCUUGUUCUCUAUCUCUCUUGUUUUCCCAAUCCCAUUCAUGCCUGCAACCAACUUGAUCAAGAUUCUCUCUUGUCCUUUUCUCUCACCAUUUCACCUCCUCUCAAUUGGACUUCAGACCUUGAUUGCUGCCUCUGGGAAGGCAUUGCCUGUGAUGGGAACAAUCGCGUGUCCCGUCUCUGGCUGCCUUCCCAAGGCCUCCGGGGAUUUAUUUCCCUCUCCAUCUUAAACCUCACCGGCCUCAAUCAACUCAAUGUCUCCCACAAUUAUCUUUCUGGUACUCUCCCUGACCAAUUCUUCUCAUCCUUGAUUCACCUCGAGAUCAUCGACUUGAGCUAUAACAGGUUAUCCGGACCAUUACCACCGACUGAUAGCUUGCCAAUUACAAUCCAGAAAUUGGAUUUGUCAAGCAAUCACUUCAAUGGGACAGUUCAGUCCUUGUUUUUUCAGCCAGGUUGGAAUUUGACAGCUUUUAAUGUCAGUAACAACAGUUUUGCGGGCCCAAUCCCUUCCUCGAUUUGCACAAAUUCAGCCUCAGUCCAGUUCCUGGAUUUCUCAUUCAAUGAAUUCAGUGGUCAGAUUCCACUCGGAUUCGGAGGGUGUUCGAAACUCGAGGUCCUGCGAGCAGAUUUCAAUCGGCUCUCAGGACCGAUCCCCAGCGAUAUAUAUAAAGCCGGGGCGCUACAAGAAAUCUCUUUUCCAGUCAAUAAACUCAACGGAACGAUUGGUGGUAGAAUUGUUAACCUGACAAAUCUCAGAAUCCUUACACUGUAUGGUAAUGGAUUGACCGGCGUGAUUCCUCAGGAUAUUGGGAAGCUCUCAAACUUGGAAGAACUGCUUCUUCAUAUUAACCUCCUGACCGGUACUCUGCCACCGUCACUGAUGAAUUGCACCAAUCUCAAGACACUGAAUUUAAGGGUGAAUUGGUUACAAGGCGAGCUUGCAUUGCUUAAUUUUUCGAAUCUUGCUCAACUUACCACACUGGACUUGGGGAACAAUAACUUCACUGGUGCCCUGCCUGUAAGCCUUUACUCAUGCAAAUCGCUGACGGCUGUUCGAUUGGCAACUAACCAACUAGUGGGACAAGUCUUGCCCGACAUAGUCGCAUUGCAAUCGCUCUCAUUCCUUUCGCUUUCUAACAAUAGCCUGACCAAUUUCACAGGAGCAAUCAAGAUUCUCAUGGGUUGCAAGAACCUCAGCACCCUCAUCAUAUCGAAGAAUUUCUAUAAUGAAUCGAUAUCAGAUGAUCAGAAUAUGAUGGAUUCAGCAGGGUUUCAAAAUCUCCAAGUUUUGGGUUUGGGGGGUUGUGGUUUCACCGGUGAAAUUCCGAGUUGGUUGGCUAAACUUCGGAAGUUGGAGGUGGUGGACUUGUCUCAAAAUCAAAUCACAGGCUCAAUUCCAGGUUGGUUGGGGACUCUUCCAAGCCUCUUUUACAUGGACUUGUCUUAUAAUCUCCUUCUGGGAAGCUUCCCAAUGGAGCUUACUCAAAUGCCAACACUGGCAACAGAACAGGGCGCCGAUGAAAUAAGCCGGAGUUAUCUGGAAUUGCCAGUCUUUGUACAACCCAACAAUGCUUCUUUCAUGCAGUACAAUCAGCUAGCCAAUCUGCCACCAGCAAUUUACUUGAAUAACAAUAACAUCAGUGGCAAUAUACCCAUCGAGAUUGGCCAAUUGAAGUUUAUUCAUGUGCUAGACCUAAGCAAUAACAACUUCUCUGGUACCAUUCCGGACCAAUUAUCUAAUCUGACUAACUUGGAAAAACUCGAUCUUUCUGGAAACCAUCUCACCGGUGAAAUUCCAGCAUCCCUGAGUAGUCUCCAUUUCUUGUCUUCGUUCAGCGUCGCAUAUAACAAUCUUCAAGGACCGGUACCAACAGGAGGUCAGUUUGAUACUUUUUCGACAUCCAGCUUCGAGGGAAAUCAAGGGUUGUGCGGUCCAGUUCUUCACCACUCUUGCUCAAUUCAACCGGGGUCUAGGAACCCCUCUGCACCCAAUAAAAUCCCCCAAAAGAAAAUCAUCAUUGGACUCAUCCUCGGUAUCUGUUUUGGCGUUGGCUUUACUCUUACUGUGCUAGCAUUAAUGAUAUUGUCCAACAGGAGGAUUCUUCCGAAAUGUGGCCCUGAAAAAAUUGAUUCGGAUUCAAUUUCCUUCAACUCUAAUUCCGGAAUAUCUACUGAGCUCUGCAAGGAUGCCAGCCUAGUAAUAGUCUUCCCAAACAAUACCGAUGAAAUCAAGAAUCUCACAAUAUUUGAGAUUUUGAAAGCCACUGACAAUUUCAACCAAGCAAACAUUAUUGGCUGUGGGGGUUUCGGAUUGGUCUACAAAGCAACUUUAGAAAAUGGGACCAAGCUGGCUGUCAAGAAACUAUCGGGAGAUAUGGGUCUGAUGGAGAGGGAAUUUAAAGCAGAGGUAGAAGCUCUAUCAACAGCCCAGCACAAGAACUUGGUUUCCCUGCAAGGUUAUUGUGUGCAUGAUGGCUUUCGGUUACUGAUAUAUUCCUACAUGGAGAAUGGAAGUCUUGAUUAUUGGUUGCAUGAGAAGAUUGACGGUUCAGUCCAGCUAGAUUGGCCAACUCGAUUGAGAAUUGCACAAGGAGCGAGCUGUGGGCUCGCUUACAUGCAUCAAAUCUGUGAACCACAUAUAGUCCAUCGUGACAUAAAGUCCAGCAACAUCCUCCUUGAUGACAAGUUUGAAGCGCAUGUUGCAGACUUUGGAUUGUCCCGAUUGAUUCUUCCUUAUCAUACCCAUGUCACGACUGAACUGGUUGGCACGUUGGGUUACAUUCCCCCGGAGUAUGGCCAGUCGUGGAUAGCCACUUUGAGAGGGGACAUUUACAGUUUUGGGAUAGUCAUGCUUGAACUGCUGACAGGGAAGAGACCUGUGGAGGUAUCUAAGCCGAAGAUGUCAAGGGAAUUGGUUGUUUGGGUGCAGCAAAUGAGAAGCGAGGGAAAACAUGAUGAAGUCUUCGAUCCUCUCCUGAAAGGAAGGGGCUUCGAAGAAGAGAUGUCGCAGGUGCUUGAUGUGGCCUGUUUGUGUGUCAAUCAGAACCCUUUGAAGAGGCCCACGAUUACAGAAGUGGUUGAUUGGCUUCAGAAUGUUGGGGCUGACAGGCAGCAAUCAAAAUGAAAAGGCAUUAGUAACAUGUAUGUAUACUUUACAGGACAUGAGUUUAUUGUUAUUGCAUGUUCUAAAGCAAAUAUACUUGUAUAACUAGUUGUCUGUGGAGACAAUAAAUUUUUUCCCUUAAAUUUAUCUAAUGACAAUGUAUGAUAACCCAUGUAUAAAUAGUAUAACCAUGUAAUCCAACUUCAGUUUACAAAGAAACUAAAGGUCAAGGCAUAAAAUUCUAAUA
Messenger RNA from Camellia sinensis, 4072 nucleotides. RefSeq names its product Leucine-rich receptor-like protein kinase family protein (gene PSY1R). Gene Ontology annotation, molecular function: receptor serine/threonine kinase binding; ATP binding; protein kinase activity. The record is from RefSeq and is a predicted model, not a curated record. NCBI's taxonomy places the organism in Eukaryota, Viridiplantae, Streptophyta, Magnoliopsida, Ericales, Theaceae. Gene Ontology annotation, biological process: protein phosphorylation.